AUGACUGAAAAAAAGUCAGAGUCAAUUGGUCUAGAAGAGGUAGAGAAGACUAUCGUCGAACAUGUCAAUAUCCGGGGGAGAACGACUUAUCCGCCUGAUUUGACGGAAGAGGAGAUCAAUUUCUUCGAAUGUUUUACAGAGGAACAAAGAAAGAAAGUCAUUUGGAAGAUCGACGUCCGCCUCGUACCCAUGUUGGGACUUCUAUACCUCUUGGCAAAUAUUGAUCGUGCCAAUAUCGGAAAUGCGAAGAUCGAAGGUCUCACCGAUGAUCUCGGAUUAAGCAGUAACCAAUAUAACAUCUGCCUUUCCAUCUUCUUCAUUCCUUACUGCCUUCUUGAGGUCCCAUCCAAUAUCGCCCUCAAGUGGUUCAAGAAGCCUUCCAACUACAUCGCCAUUCUCGCCGUUUCUUGGAGCGUUGUCCUAACCUUGACUGGAAUUGUACAAAGCUAUGGUGGGCUUAUGGCAGCGAGGUUCUUCCUCGGUGUCACUGAGGCCGGCUUCUUCCCUGGAGCGUUGUAUAUCAUCUCGACCUGGUACGACCGUAAUGAGAUGGGCACACGAUAUUCCAUCUUUUACAUGGCUGCAGCUCUUGCGGGAGCGUUCUCAGGCCUUCUGGCAUAUCUGAUCGUAAAGAUGGAUGGUGUUGCUGGCAUUGCGGGCUGGCGUUGGAUCUUCAUCAUCGAAGGUCUGGCUUCCAUUGCUGUCGGCCUGUCGACCCCUUUUCUACUUCUGGAUACCCCAGAAAACUCCAAGAUCCUUACAAAUGACGAGAGGCGAUACCUGAUCCUGCGCAAGAUUAUCCAGGAUGGCGGCCGCGAGAUCCAAUCAAAGGGAACAAAGACCUCGUGGCCUGUCCUGCGCUCCGUCGUACUUGAUUGGAAGUUGUACCUUGCCGCCAUCAUCUAUUGGACCAACACCGGCACCAACUACGGCGUCAAAUUCACAAUGCCACAGAUUAUCAAGAAUAUGGGCUAUUCUUCAGCCAAUGCGCAGCUCCUUACGGUGCCUCCAUAUAUCCUAGGCUGCAUCUCCUCAUACAUUGCAUCCCGCUUCUCCGACCGCACAACCUGGCGCAUGCCCUUCAUCGUUGUCUCCCAGCUGGUUGUACUCACCGGCUUCGCCAUGCUAUUCGGGUUUGCCCCCAACCUCAACAACCGGAUUGCCGAGUCUUAUACGGCCAUCUUUAUCUGCUGUGUUGGCUUCUAUCCCAUCACGCCCAAUGUGGCGGCAUGGAUGUCCAACAACCUUGCCGGCCCAGCCAAGCGCGCGUCCGGGAUUGGCUUCAUGCUGACCAUGGCCAAUACAGCUGGGAUCAUCGGGAGCUUCAUGUACAAAGACGAGGAGAAGCCUCGCUAUCCCACAGGGUAUGGAACAUCGCUGGGCCUGACUGUUGCCGGAAUGUUGGCCGCCUUGCUUCUCGAGUUUGGGCUCUGGCGCUGUAACAAGCGCGAUGGCAAGAUGAGCGAGGAGGAGGUCCGGGCAAUCUACACGGAACAAGAGCUCGCUGACAUGGGAGACAACAGUCCAUUAUUCAAGUAUACGUUGUAA
Messenger RNA from Clonostachys rhizophaga, 1548 nucleotides. NCBI's taxonomy places the organism in Eukaryota, Fungi, Ascomycota, Sordariomycetes, Hypocreales, Bionectriaceae. The record is from the annotation of a GenBank genome assembly.